Solanum verrucosum is the source of this 894-nucleotide messenger RNA. Its product is annotated as receptor-like protein Cf-9. Gene Ontology annotation, molecular function: protein binding. The transcript has 2 exons. The record is from RefSeq and is a predicted model, not a curated record. Lineage: Eukaryota; Viridiplantae; Streptophyta; Magnoliopsida; Solanales; Solanaceae. Bases 1 to 894 code for a protein of 297 amino acids.
AUGGGCAUUGGAAAACUUGCAUUGUUUCUGCUAUACGCAUUUCUCUGUCAACUUGUUUUCUCCUCAUCUUUACCUCAUUUGUGCCCCAAUGAUCAAGCCCUUGCUCUUCUUCAAUUCAACAACACGUUUACUAUAAAUUUUGAUGCUUCUUCUAGUGAUUACGAUCCUAAAACAGUUAAAUGGAAUAGGAGCACAGAUUGUUGUUCAUGGGAUGGAGUCAAGUGUGACGAGACGACAGGACAAGUGAUUGAGCUUGAUCUCAGUAGCAGCCAACUUCGAGGCAAGUUUCAUUCCAACAGUAGCCUCUUUAAACUAUCCAAUCUCAAAAAGCUUGAUUUGUCUUAUAAUGAUUUUUCUGGAUCGCUCAUUUCACCUAAAUUUGGUGAGCUUUCUAGUUUGACGCAUCUUGAUUUGUCGUAUUCAAGUUUUACAGGCCUAAUCCCAGCAGAAAUCUCUCAUCUUUCUAAAUUACAAAUAUACGGGAUAUUGCCCGAAGGAGUUUUCCACCUUUCCAACUUGGAAUCUCUUGAUUUAUCGGGCAAUCCCCAGCUCACUGUUAGGUUUCCCACAUCCAAAUGGAAUAGCAGUGCAUCACUAACGAAGUUAAAUAUCAGUAGUGUGAAUGCUACUGGUAGGAUACCUGAAUCAUUUGGUCAUCUAACUUCACUGCGUACAUUGAGAAUAGCUUCUUGUAAUCUCUUAGGCUCUAUUCCUAAACCUCUACGGAAUCUCACCAACAUAGAGGAAUUGUUCCUUGGAGAUAACCAUCUUGAAGGAUCAAUUUCUGAUUUCUUUAGAUUUGGAAAGCUCAGGUCGUUAUCACUUAGAAAUAACAACUUUGAUGGCCAACUUGAGUUUUUAUCCUUUAGCAGAUGUCGCAACUGGAAUCAUUAG